AUGUGCGGUGUCACUUUGACAAACCGUCGGCUGACCUCCCGACACUCCGGUAGUAAGACGGCCUCCUGUGCCGCAACCGGCCGAAAGACGGCGACGAGCCCAGUGGCGUUACGCAGGUUAAGCGCGUUGGAAAAGGCCAGAACUUGUCUCCGACUGACGGCAAUCCAGUAUUUCGGUGACUACUUGUGCGGAAUCGUCGACCCGUACCUGAAAUACGACGUGGAAAUGUUCGCAAAGCAAAAGACCAACAAUACGGUGAAUAUCGGCGCCAAUGAGUCGAGCGAUAAAACUCCGGAACAGAUGGAGAUCGAGAAGUUGUGGUCACUUCAGGAGAAACUGAAAAAAGCCAAAGACAGGCAGGAAAUUAUGAAACAAACGGUUGACGCUGUACUGAACGAAGAGAAUCAAAGUAAACCGUCGAGGAUUGUGAUACAGCCCCGGUAUGUGGUGCCCGACACCAACUGCUAUAUCGACCAAUUGGACAAAAUCAAGCGAAUUAUA
Messenger RNA from Medioppia subpectinata, 501 nucleotides. Lineage: Eukaryota; Metazoa; Arthropoda; Arachnida; Sarcoptiformes; Oppiidae. The record is from the annotation of a GenBank genome assembly.